AUGGCAAUGGCAAAUAAUAAAACACAAUGUUUCACAUGCAACAAAGAAAAAAUAACUUAUCCUUGUGAAGGAUGUUCACAACGAUUUUGUUUAGUUCAUUUAAACGAACAUAAACAAUUAUUAAGUGAUGAACUAAAUCAUAUUAUUAAUAAUUAUGAUCAAUUCAAACAAACAAUUAAUGAACAAAAACAAAAUCCACAAAAUCAUUCUUUAAUAGAACAAAUUAAUCAAUGGGAAAAGCAUUCAAUUGAAAUAAUUCAACAAAAAGCAAAAGAAUGUAGAGAAACUGCCAUUAAAUAUUCACAAAAAUUUAUUAGCAAUAUUGAAAUGAAAUUUCAUGAUUUAAGUGAAGAAAUAAAACAACUUCAUAAAGAAAAUGACUUUAAUGAAAUUAAUUUAAAUUACUUAACAAAUCAACUAAGAAAUAUUACAGAAGAACUAAAUAAUCCAUUAAAGAUUUCGAUUCAACAAUACUCACAAACAUUUAUUAAUGAUAUUUCGAUUAUUUCAUCAAAAAAACCAAUAAUCAACAAAUGGAAACAAAAUGCCAUCACUGUAGCUGGUGGAAAUGGAAAAGGACAACAAUUAGAUCAACUCAAUCGGCCUGUUAGAAUUUUUAUUGAUCAAAAGAAAAAUAUUUUUAUUGCGGAGUAUUCCAAUCAUCGUAUUGUUGAAUGGAAACGUAAUGCAAAAGAAGGACAAGUCGUUGCAGGUGAAAAUGGGCAAGGAAACCGAAUGGAUCAAUUGAAUCAUCCAACAGAUAUGAUUAUUGAUCAACAAAAUCAUUCGAUCAUCAUUGCUGAUUUUGAGAACAGACGAGUGAUUCAAUGGUUGAAUCAAAACCAACAAAUUCUCAUUCACAACAUUGACUGUCAUGGUUUGGCAAUGGAUAAAUAUGGAUUUCUUUAUGUUUCUGAUUAUGUGAAGAAUGAAGUGAGACGAUGGAAAAUGGGAGAAUAUGACAACGAAGGAAUCGUAGUAGCAGAUGGAAAUGGCAAUGGAAAUCAACUUAAUUGUUAUACUUUUCUUUUUGUUGAUGAAGAACAAUCCGUUUAUGUAUCAGAUAGAGACAAUCAUCGUGUGAUGAAAUGGAGAAAAGAUGCAAAAGAAGGAAGAAUUGUGGCUGGAGGAAAUGAAAGAGGAGGAAAUCUCAAGCAAUUAUCGUCAUCUGCAGGAGUGAUUGUUGAUAAUUUGGGUCAAGUCUAUGUGGCAGAUUUUGAUAAUCAUCGAAUAAUGCGUUGGUGUGAAGGAAAAGAAGAAGGUGAAAUUAUUGUUGGUGGAAAUGGUGAAGGAGAUCAGUCAAAUCAAUUGAAUGGUCCCACAGGUUUAUGUUUUGAUGAUGAAGGAAAUCUUUAUGUUGCUGAUUAUUUGAAUCACCGAAUUGAAAAAUUUGAAGUGGUCUUGUGA
Adineta steineri is the source of this 1407-nucleotide messenger RNA. Lineage: Eukaryota; Metazoa; Rotifera; Eurotatoria; Adinetida; Adinetidae. The record is from the annotation of a GenBank genome assembly.